Molecule: messenger RNA, 4752 nt
Organism: Mizuhopecten yessoensis (Yesso scallop)
Lineage: Eukaryota; Metazoa; Mollusca; Bivalvia; Pectinida; Pectinidae
Product: S-phase kinase-associated protein 2-like
Exons: 11
Coding region: 22-1434 (470 amino acids)
Biological process (GO): SCF-dependent proteasomal ubiquitin-dependent protein catabolic process
Cellular component (GO): SCF ubiquitin ligase complex
Molecular function (GO): protein binding
Source: RefSeq, a predicted model, not a curated record
UGAUUGGCGCUAAAAUUGAAGAUGGGAAAGUCGAAGGCUCUGAAAAAAUCUAUGGAAAACGAUCAGAAAGAAAAUGGGGUGCAAAUUUCCAGAAAAAGGAAGGCAUCUGGUCAGCUUCAACCACCCAGGACAAAGAUAAUGUGGUCCUUCAAUGACAACGAUACUGACCAUCUGUACAAAGAGCUUGGUGUAGGAGCUCUGUCAUCCGAGAGUAGCAGUAGUGAUGCUGAUAGUAUUACAGAACUAACUCCUACAGUGGUCAAAACAAAUGCCUCGCAAGUAGUUCCAGGGGCACCAAAGAUCCUACAGCCCAGUCAGUGUCUGAACACAUCAGGAUCAGAAAGGCAUGGCAGUCUCUCCCUUUAUGUGUCCUCGCCCGUCAACUACAGUCGGCAGAAAAGCAAAUGUGAUAUAAGCAUAUGUGAUACUCAAGGCAUAGAUUAUUUCGGUGGGCUUUCAGAUGAAAUUAUUCUUGCUGUUUUCCGUUGGUUGCCAAAAUUUACGCUUGCAAAAUGUUCCCGAGUUUGCCAUAGAUGGAAUCGCCUUGUAUCAGAUGACUCUCUGUGGAAGAGAGUAGACCUGUCUAACAAGACCAUAGCCAAAGGAACACUCGGCAACAUCCUGAACAGGGGCGUUCAACUCCUGCGUCUCACUAAAUCUGAGGUGGAAGGACCUUUAUUUUCUGGCUUCACAAGUAUAAUCAAGUCAACACGGUUGUCUAAAAUUCAGUACCUUGACCUGAGUAUGGCAUCAGUGCCCGUGUCUGUCCUAGAGGAGUUGUUUUCCGUGUGUCGUGAUUUGAAGAAGGUCAGCUUGGAACACUGCCAGCUCAGUGACGAAGUGUGCCAACAUAUUGGAGAGAACAAGAACCUCGAAGUCAUCAAUUUAGCCAUGUGCCAAGGAAUAACAUCCGCUGGUUUAAUGCCAAUCACUACAAACUGUCGCAGACUGGAGUCGUUAAACAUGGCGUGGUCUGGUCUACAACGACAUAGUGUGGUGUACCUGUCUCUCUGUUUGCCAUCUAGUCUUCGAAAACUCAACCUCAGCGGCCUGCGGGAAAACAUUACGGAUGAAGAGGUUCUUCAACUGGUGAAGACUUGUCCUGGCUUGAGAGAGCUUGACCUCAGUGACUGUACCAUACUUACCUGCUCAUCCAUAGACCAUAUUGCCAACCAUCUCAACAGACUGGAGUACCUAGCCCUGAGUCGUUGCUACAGAGUUCUGCCAAGUACCAUUCCAAAUCUGAAUCAGCUUGAUUCCAUGUUGGCUGUGGAUGUGUUUGGCAUGCUGCGAGAGGGAGCACUGCAACAGCUGCGGGAGGCCAUGUUCCGCAUAGAGAUUAACAAAUUCCCGUUCUCCAGCAUCGCACGACCUACGACUGGGAUCCGUCGCACCAGUAUAUGGGGACUGCGCGUUAGGGACAUUGUGAUAUAGGAAAUAUUGACAGAAUGUUUCACCGUUAGUUUAACCUGCUUUGUAUUUAUUGGAUUUAGCACAGUUAAUUCUUAUUAUUAGUUAAAACAAAUACUCGGACAUUUUGUGUAAGUACUAAUUUUGUGUCAAAUUAAAAUAAUGUGCUAAUUUUGGCUAACCUAUAUACUGUAAUUUAUGACAAUUGAUCAGGGUUUAUGAGGCAGCUCAUAGUAGUUUUAAGGAGGAGAACAAGUCCUCAAGUAUGUCAGAUGUAUCUUAAAAGAUAUAUAAACAUUUUAAAAUAUAUUCUAAAUAAAAAUAAUUAACAAUAUAGAAUGUUUUUCAGGGGUAUGGAGGUAUCGUAUUUUGUAGCAGAUUUUACUUUUUGGGAAAGAAUGCCACAUAUUUGUAUCUAAAAAAUAUAGUAUUGAGUAUCAUUCAAAAUUGAUUGAAUGCUUGACAGAAUAUGACUUUUUUUAACACAAAGUCUUGUAUGAUGGAAUUAGAUUAGAACACUCCAUACAGGGAAAUUCAUGCUGUAGUUUAAUUUUCGCCUUUUAAGCUCACAAUAAAGAGACUGGAUGAAUAUGAUGAAUGUUUGACUGGGUGAAAUUCUCCAGUAAACAGCAGUAGUGAGACUGCCUAAUGCUGAGAGAAGAAUAAUACAAAUUGUAAAAUAUACAGAUUACUGUAUAGUGCUAGUAUUUCACAAGUUUUACACUGUCUGUAUUAACAUCUAGAAACGUGGAACAUUUAGACAAUUUAAAAAAAAAAAAAAAUGUUGCCUAGCAGAGACUUAAUUAAACGAUUAAUUAGAGAAUUAAUGAUGUUGAGCAAAGUUGAAUUCAGCAAAUAUUUUCCAGUGACAUUACUUUGGAAGUUUCUUUCUCAUAAACAUAGAGAGUCUUACUGCCCUGUGUUGUAUCUCUGGUGAAGAAGAGUUCAAAUUUGUCCCCAUUUUUCUUAAAUUGAGUUGCUAAUUCCCCGGCCACUGUACAAGGAAUACCAUUCAGGGGAGUUAUCACUCGAAAUGUUUACUAGGGUUAGUUUUAAAACGUUCGAACUUACUUAAAAGGCCAGCAACCUUUGUCUUUGUAUGAAUAUACAGAAAAUCACAAAAACUUGACAAGGAAUGAACAUUUGAGAACCUGUAUGAAUUAUAAAAGUGGUGGAACUCUUUACCUUAAAGCGUUUUACAGUAUAAAGUUUGGUUGGAGAAAAGAAUGUAAUGAUUGUUUAAAUUUUAAUAAAAUGAAUUGUUUUGGUUUAAUUUCCAGGAUUGAUGGAAACAUGAAAUAAAGAAAGAAAAAAUGUCUUAUUUUUCUAGCUUAAAUCAUAUCCUGAUUAUCUUAGAAAACGCAAUAGAUUAAAGUUUUGAUUAAAUAUUUACCUUUGGGUAUAUAUGGGAUUUUUAAGCAAAGAUUUGGGCCUCUUAAAACAGUAAAGGGCAUUGUUUUUAUACUAUUUAAUGCCUUAUUAUGUCUUUCAAAAGAAACAUGUAAAUGAACUGGUUGAAAUUGUGUAACGUGGAAGGGAGAUAAAUCUUCCUGGUAUAUUGCACAUUUCGUUUUAACCCAAUGAUGCUACAUCUUUUUAAUAAUGUUUUUAUAUGGGAUCUAAAAUUAUCUGUUUUAGCAUAUCUUUUAAUGAAGUAUCCAUAAAGACAAUGUAACCGGUAGCAGCCGUUAAACUUUGUCAACAUCCUGAUAUCAAUGUUAAAUAUUACUUAUCUACAGCUCAGAUAAUUUUCUGUCAGACAAGUUAUUUUGUUUUCAUUCAGCUGUUUUAUGUUUUCCAAAUACAUUACUGAACAAAUGGCUUUACAAAAAGACUCAUCUGAUUAAUUAUUUUGCUGAUUUUUCUGAUUAUUUAGAGUACCAUCUUUUCAAAUCUGUGCAAUGUAGCAAGUAACCUUUUUAGUUUCAAAAACAUACCAUAAGGUUAAAUAAACCAUAUAUAUUAAAUGAUAUGUUGUAAAUUUUGUAGGGCCAAGUGAAUUUUGCAUAUUAAAGUUCUAUGCAAAUUAUGUGGGGUUUUUAAGUUAAAAAAAUGAUUUUAAUUAAAACAUUUUAGUUUUGGCUCUCUGUAGCUUUUUAUGGUUCUGAGGUAAUAUCAACUUGUCACAUCAAGUCAUUGUGGCCGACAACUUUUAUGACAAGUACAAAGGUUUUUCCACAUCGAUGACAUCUUCACCCUUGUCAGAUUCUAUUUUAACGUUUUAAAUUAUUUUUAGAAAAUUUUAACCCUUUUAUAGCCAGAUUUUUUAUGUGGCAAGACUUUGAAUAGGUCAUGCCAACUGACAUUGAUUUUGCCCAAGCCCAUGGAAAUUAAUUGGUUCCAUAUGAUGACUGUUGUAUCCUUUUUUGUGUGGCUUAAACUUUGCUUACCGUAUUUGAUAUAUUAAGUACUCCUGAUCCUAUAUGCUCCCUUCCCAUUGUACAAAAAAAACUGCAAGUAAAUAAACAUGUCAAAUUGCAAGAAAUUCCCUUUUUAUAUAACUUUAUAGAGCAUCUUUUCAGGUAUCCACCUGGGUUAAUUUACUAGGAAUAGUAGGAAAAGCUCUAUGAUCUUUACAAUUCUGAAAUUUUCCAAAUUUAGACCAUGCUUUAAAUUCUAUCAGGAAAAUAACUUGUUGCUAACUUAUUUUUAGAAGCAACUAGUUUUUAUUGGUAUGGUUACAUCUUUGGGUGAAGAUGUGUUGCCUACUAAAACCAGGUUUAAAUUUGCCUUUGUAUUCCACUUCACUGAACAUUGAACGAAGUUCAGAAUCAUCAAUUUCAUGUGUUGUUAAAUCUGGGGUAAAGGUGUGUUGAGCACUUUAACUAGGUCAUGGUGACCUGUAUUUUCUGCACAAUUCAGGAAAUUUCACUUUGAACAUUUCCUACACAGUUCAACACAAACCAUAAGUACGUCGUCAUCACUUGAUAUUUGCCCACCUAUUAUUCAAAGGCUAUUAAAAUACUGGCCAGGGUGCUUCAUACAUAAAAUACGGUAAACAUGAAAAGUUGCUAAUAAAGUAUUCAGAUUUAAUCAUAAUAUGUAGAUGUUGUGGUAAUACAAGUACUUUUGAUGUUUUAUAAUCCAGGUGUUGUAUUGUUUUAUCCUCUUGUUUAAUUAUACUUCAUCAGCAUUGUGAAAGCUCUGAUAAAAAAUGUACUGCAUUUUAAAAGGUUUUAAUUGAAAAAAGGCCUUAGUUUUGAGAUAAAUGUGUAUAGACUGCCGAAAUGAUUCUUUUUGACAUAAAAGCCAGGUUUGUUUUGUGUCCUAUCUUUUUUCUUUAAUAAUUACCUCAUUUUGUAUUUUAGAUAAUAGAAUAUUCAAUAUUUUUUAUCCUGAGAA